UCCCGGCCUCGCUUCCUAGCGCUCCUGCGUGCAGCCCAGCUGCUCCGGGCGCUGGAGCAGGCAGGCGGUGCCUGGAGCCGCAGGCCCGUGACGUCGCCAGCGGCUGGGGGCCGCAUCCAGCAGUCGGCCUGUCCGUGCCCAGGCACCGCCUCAUGCAAACUGCUGAUGAGGAGACAAAGUCCAGCCCUGCGGCCACAGCCCCUGCCUGGAGCAGAGAUGGCAGCCAGGCUCGGCCGGAGGCUGGGCACGGCCCACGCCGCCUUGGGGCUGCCGAGCCGGCGCCUGGCGCAUCCCGGGGCCCGGGCCCAGCUGCAGCCAGAGUACGACGCCGUGGUGAUCGGCGCAGGGCACAACGGGCUGGUUGCUGCCGCCUACCUGCAGAAGUCGGGGGUGCGGACGGCCGUGCUGGAGCGACGCCACGUGUUGGGGGGUGCUGCAGUCACGGAGGAGAUCAUCCCAGGCUUCAAGUUCUCCCGAGCCUCCUACCUGCUCAGCCUGCUGCGGCCGCAGAUCUACAAGGACCUGGAGCUGCAGAGGCACGGCCUGAGGCUGCACCCCCGCAACCCCUACUCCUUCACCCCCGUGCUGGAGGCCCGGAGCCCCCCGCGCUCGCUCCUGCUGGGGCACAACGUGGCGGAGACGCAGCGCCAAAUCGCCCAGUUCUCCCCCCGGGACGCCGAGGUAGGGGAGCGCCGUGGUGGGGACCUCUGGCCCCUGCUGCAGGCCGGGCUGGUGCUGGGAAAGCAGCUGCCCCAGUCCUACCAGGUGCUCACGGCCCCCAUUUCCAAGGUCCUGGACCAGUGGUUCGAGUCUGAGCCCUUGAAGGCAACACUGGCGACCGAUGCGGUGAUCGGCGCUAUGGCCAGUCCACACACACCAGGCAGCGGGUACGUGCUGCUGCACCACGUGAUGGGCGAGCUGCAGGGGCAGCGGGGCGCCUGGGCCUACGUGGCUGGCGGCAUGGGAGCACUGUCCCACGCCAUCGCCUGCGCGGCCGCUGCCCACGGGGCACACAUCUUCACCGAGAAGCCCGUGGCCCGCGUGCUGGUGGGAGCCAACGGAGCAGCGUGCGGCGUGGCGCUGGGGGACGGGACGGAGCUGCGGAGCCGCCUGGUGCUAUCCAACGCCUCCCCGCAGCACACCUUCCUGCAGCUCACGCCCCAGGAGCAGCUGCUGCCGGCGUUUGUCCGGCAGGUCGGCCAGCUGGACACGCGCUCCCCCGUCACCAAGAUCAACGUGGCCGUGGCCCGGCUGCCCAGCUUCCUGGCUGCGCCCACCCCGCACGACGGGCGCCCGCAGCCCCAUCACCAGUGCUCCAUCCACCUCAACUGCGAGGACGUGGCUCUGCUCCACCGGGCCUUCGAGGACGCCGGCCAGGGGCAGCCCUCCACCCGGCCCGUGAUCGAGCUGUGCAUCCCGUCGGUGCUGGACCCCUCGCUGGCCCCCCCGGGCUGCCACGUGGUGUCUCUCUUCACCCAGUACACGCCGUACACACUGGCUGGCGGCCGGCCCUGGGGCGAGCAGGAGCGAGAGGCCUACGCCGACAGGGUGUUUGACUGUGUCGAGGCUUACGCCCCCGGCUUCAAGGCGUCCGUUGUCGGCAGGGACGUGCUGACCCCGCCGGACCUGGAGAGGGUCUUUGGGCUGCCCGGAGGGAACAUCUUCCACGGAGGGAUGUCCCUGGACCAGCUGUACUUCGCCCGCCCGGUGCCGUCCUACGCGGGCUACAGGUCCCCCAUCCCCGGCCUGUACCUGUGCGGCAGCGGAGCGCACCCUGGAGGGGGCGUGAUGGGAGCCGCGGGCCGCAACGCCGCCAGCGUGGCCCUGCAGGACUUCAAGCAGAAGUGACCGCGACCCCCAGGCCCUGCCCCGGCCCUGCCCAGGGCAGUGCUGCUCCCACGCUCCGCCAGGCCCCUGCCCAUCCACGCCAUGGUGGCCCAGGGGCCGUGACGGGCAGGGGGGAGAGCUCCAGCCAGGGA
Gavialis gangeticus (Gharial) is the source of this 1979-nucleotide messenger RNA. It is a transcript of the gene PYROXD2, whose product is annotated as pyridine nucleotide-disulphide oxidoreductase domain 2. NCBI's taxonomy places the organism in Eukaryota, Metazoa, Chordata, Crocodylia, Gavialidae. The transcript is spliced from 16 exons. The coding region runs from base 166 to 1848 and encodes 560 amino acids. The record is from RefSeq and is a predicted model, not a curated record. Gene Ontology annotation, molecular function: oxidoreductase activity.